CCCGCCUGGACCUCGUACGUCAGGUUGCCCUUCCACGUGCAACAGGCAGCAUCAUCUUCUUUCAUUGUCUUUCAGUCAGUACGGUUCCACCAACUUACUCACUAUCCCAGCCAAAGACAGGUAAAUAGAACUCGGGAAGUCUACAAGAAUGGCCGACGCAGAUAAUGCUACUCGCGCCCCUGAGAGCGACGCCCAGGAGACCCCUGUGGCCAGCGACAAUAUCCAAGCUCCAGCUCCAGCUAGUGAAGCUCCAGUCGUAGGCGAACAUUGUGUCUCUGACAGACCAACUCCUUCGGGCCAGUCCUCCACAGGUGAAAUCAUUAAGCUCAACGACGUCGAUAUCUACGUUUCGAAACCCACCGACUACCCCCAUGCGCCUUCACGACUCCUUCUCCUUCUGACCGGCGGUACGGGAAUCAAAUCUACCAACAACCAGAUCCAGGCCGAUAAGUUUGCUUCGGAGGGCUAUCUUGUCCUCAUGCCCGACCUCUUCGCUGGCGACACAGCUCCUGGGGCCACAGCUAUUACAGACGACUCCACAUCCAUUCUCGAACAGUUCAAGAUGAAGGCAGUAGAAGUUACAAAGUCAUUCCUCAUUGACAUGUGGCUCGCCCGCGUCACAGAUGAGAGGGUGAUGCCCAUCCUGCACAGAGUCAUUGAUGCUGCGCGAGAGCAGUACGCGGAUGCGAUCAAACAGGGCGACGGCAUCUAUGCCGCUGGAUACUGUGUCGGUGCACGAUUUGUUCUUCUGCUUGCUAAACAAACGAAGACCGCUGAAGGAGAUGCAGAGAGCGGCGGUGUCAAGAACGGUCCUUUUAUUAAGGCCGGUGCUUUGGCACAUGCUGCUUCUGUUAUACCCGAUGAUUUCAAGGACGUCAGUGUUCCUCUCAGCUUGGUUUGUGUCGAAAAUGACCCUCUCUUUCCCGACAGCGUUCGGAUAGGGGGAGAAGAUACUUUGUCUGACGCCAACGUCGAGCAUGAGGUUCAGGUUUAUCCAGGAGUUCCGCAUGGAUUCGCGGUUGUAGGCGAGUACCAAGAUUCAUCAAUCAAGGAUGCUCAGGCCACAGCCUAUGACCAGAUGCUCAACUGGCUCAAGGCUCAUUGAUUUUUACCAUGAUACCUUAUUCUUUCUCACCUGUGGCGUGCAGGUCGCCACAGUGGUUCUUGUUUGUGUCUUUGUUGAUUUGGUUGAAUAUAAGCAAGUGACGGGGAUUCUCACGGUGGGUGGAAGAAGGUAGGUCACAGGUUUCCACACCCAAUGUACUAGUGAACUGUUUGAAAUCCAUGCUUUGGGGUUCAAACGGAAAGUCUUUCGGGACGAUUUCUUUAGGCUAGAUUUAAUUGCUACAUACUGUAGCCUGAAAUCAUUCUCUGCCUCAUCUACCUCACGAGAUAGUGCAUAUAAUCUUACCCAGAUUCUUGGCAUCUUCCAU
Molecule: messenger RNA, 1433 nt
Organism: Fusarium verticillioides 7600
Lineage: Eukaryota; Fungi; Ascomycota; Sordariomycetes; Hypocreales; Nectriaceae
Exons: 4
Coding region: 149-1105 (318 amino acids)
Molecular function (GO): hydrolase activity
Source: RefSeq, a predicted model, not a curated record